Struthio camelus australis is the source of this 843-nucleotide messenger RNA. Lineage: Eukaryota; Metazoa; Chordata; Aves; Struthioniformes; Struthionidae. The record is from RefSeq and is a predicted model, not a curated record.
AUGUCAGCCAGAAAGGGCUAUCUGCUCCCUUCGCCAAAUUAUUCCACAACAAUGUCAUGCUCAGAGAGCCCGGCUGCAAACUCUUUUUUGGUAGACUCCUUGAUCAGCUCGGGCAGAGGGGAAGCGGCGGGAGCAGGAGGCGGAGGCGGAGGCGGAGGCGGCUACUAUCCCAACAGUGGGAUCUACCUGCCACAAGCGUCCGAUCUGUCCUACGGGUUGCAAAGCUGCGGACUUUUCCCCGUUUUGGGCAAACGCAAUGAAGGUACUUCUCCAAGCAUGGUCCCCACCUCGCACCCCUACGUGUCCGGCAUGGAAGUGUGGCUAGACCCCCCGCGGUCCUGCCGCAUGGAAGAGCCGGAGAGCCAGCAGCCGGGCCGCUUCGAGGCGCCCCCGCCUCUGCCUUCCGUGCCGGGCGCCGGGAGGACCGAGGACGAGGAGCGCUCCCCCAGCCCCUUGGCGUGCGUCUCCCAGAGGGAGGAAGAGACUCAGGCUUCAUCUUCGACGGCAGAGGAGCUCUCGCCAGCUCCGUCAGAGAGCAGCAAAGCCUCUCCUGAGAAAGAGCCCGUAGGCAAUUCAAAAGGAGAAAAUGCAGCAAACUGGCUAACCGCAAAAAGUGGCAGAAAGAAACGGUGCCCCUAUACCAAGCAUCAAACUCUCGAGCUGGAAAAGGAGUUUCUAUUCAAUAUGUACCUGACUCGUGAGCGUCGCCUAGAGAUCAGCCGCACAGUCCACCUCACAGACAGACAAGUUAAAAUCUGGUUUCAGAACCGCAGAAUGAAACUGAAGAAAAUGAACAGAGAGAAUAGAAUUCGGGAGCUCACAGCCAACUUUAAUUUCUCUUGA